UACCGUGUAUUCUCAAUACUAUUCAGGAUACAGGAUACAGGAUACACGGAGUAAAAAUGAAUACUGGAGUCGUUCUGUUCAUCCUUGCAUCUCUCCUUGCUCAUUCUCAGGGAAGAGCCCGCUUACAGAAUACUUCUUCUAAUCAAAGGUUAAUUAAGGAAAUAAAGAAUUUGGCUCGAUACUCUCCAACCUCACUCAACAGGUUACCGCAAGAUGAUGAAGAAGGAGAAGAUCUAGAGCAGAGAACCAUGAUUUCUCCGAUACUCAGAGGAUACGCUGGUUUGAUUAAAGAAGAUGAAGAUGAUUAUGACGGGGAGGAAACUACAGGCGUUUUCUAUAGAUCUCUUCCUCGUAUUAUGAAUCUUCCAUCUCUGGGACUGAUUGCUCGUCCGCCCAAAUCCAGCGGAAGGGCCAGAUAUACCAAAAUCUACAGAGGCUCCAGAGGUCACUAGAGGUCAUUAGAGGUCAUUAGAGGUCAUUAGAGGCUUUCUAAUGUCAUUUGAGAUCAAUAGACAAUAUGUAUAAACAUUGGUAGACUGCAGUACAUUAAACUUAUUGUACAGUUCCUGUGUACAAACACAAAUUAUAUUUAUCCAUGAUUAUGUAUCUCUGCAUUAAAUCAGUCUAUAUUUGUAUAUUAUACAAUAUCGGAAUAAAGGUUGCAGUACAA
Messenger RNA from Eurytemora carolleeae, 670 nucleotides. RefSeq lists its product as uncharacterized. Bases 57 to 452 code for a protein of 131 amino acids. The record is from RefSeq and is a predicted model, not a curated record. The transcript is spliced from 7 exons. Lineage: Eukaryota; Metazoa; Arthropoda; Copepoda; Calanoida; Temoridae.